This is a messenger RNA of Brassica oleracea var. oleracea, 1051 nucleotides long. Its product is annotated as RPM1-interacting protein 4-like. The coding region runs from base 581 to 790 and encodes 69 amino acids. The record is from RefSeq and is a predicted model, not a curated record. The transcript has 2 exons. Lineage: Eukaryota; Viridiplantae; Streptophyta; Magnoliopsida; Brassicales; Brassicaceae.
UGGUGAGCUUCUACUACUGAUGUGCUCUCCCUUUCUAUUCGUGUUUUGGAUCUGGUGGCCUUUCUCCGUGCGUUUUAGCCUUGGUUCAUGUCUUGCUCCUUGCUUCUUCUCGUGUAGAUCGGCUGGUUGAUGGAAUUUGCGGCUAGAAUCUGGCACUUCCUUGCCCGGUCUAGUAGCUGAUAAGAGAUGAUGAGUUUCUGGUGUGUAUAUAUAAGGAAAAUAAAAGAUCAGAGAACUGUAAACUACCGCGUGAAAAAUGAAGAAACAGAUCAGCCAUGGAUAUGGUUUUCCUAUAAUUAGAUUUCUUACACGGAAAGGCAAACGAUUCUGUACCUCAGAAAGAUUUUAAAAGAAGAAUGGCAAUAGAAUAUUCUACCGCGUCUGGAAGAUUUCAAAGACAAUCAAUCAUAAACAUCUGUUUUCCUUUUUCUUUUCAUUCAGUUUUUCCAUUAUAAAUCUGCAUCGUGGGUCAGACCAGACCCUCUAAACAAAAACAUCAACUCAUAGAAGAAAAAAAGGCUUUGUGUUUAUUUGUUGUUGUUGUCCGAGAGAUUAAAGAUUGUAACUCGGUUGAUCGAAAAUGGCAUCAAACGACGCUGGAAGGCCGUUACCAAAAUUUGGGGAUUGGGAUGUGAAUGAUCCGGCGACAGCGGAUGGAUACACGGUGAUAUUCAGCAAAGCCGGUGAAGAUAAGAAGACAGGAAGGAGUUCGACGAAGACUAAUUCUCAGAGGAAACAAGACGGUGAUAAACCAGCGGUCAAGAAAUGGCUCUGUUUCACCUUUUCUUGAUUUCUUUUUCUUGUGUACAUUGUGUCAUCCUAAGAAAGAAACUAGCUUUGAGCCUUUGACAACUUUUGUCGUAGAAGUUUUCUUAUGAUGAAUCAGUUCUGCAUGUGUAUAUUACAGAAUCAACAAAACUUUUAGCUCCAAAUUUCUAGCUGGAAAAUGGAAACACUUGGCGAAAUGAGAACGUUGAAACAUAAUAAUUGUUUUGAGGUAAUCCUGGGCGGACGUAGGCUUGCGGGUAUGGGGCACGUGUCCCCUACUCUU